AGAGGGCAGGGAGAUAGUGUGAGACAGGAGCCCAAGGGAGAAAGAGAAAGUAAGACUAGAGGAGCAAAGCAAAGUCAAGGACUCAAGACCAGAGUAGCCUGAACAGAAGUCAAGAAGGGCCCAAGAGGGUUGUGCAACAGAAAUGGCCCUAAGGAUGCUCUGGUCUGGACAGGCCAAGGGGAUCCUAGGAGGCUGGGGGAUCAUCUGCUUGGUGAUGUCUCUACUCCUCCAGCACCCAGGAGUCCAUAGCAAGUGCUACUUCCAAGCUCAAGCCCCCUGUCACUAUGAGGGGAAAUAUUUCACCCUGGGUGAGUCUUGGCUCCGCAAGGACUGCUUCCACUGCACCUGUCUGCAUCCUGUUGGUGUGGGCUGCUGUGACACGUCCCAGCACCCCAUUGACUUCCCCGCUGGGUGUGAGGUACGUCAGGAAGCAGGAACCUGCCACUUCUCCCUGGUGCAAAAAUCUGACCCUCGGCUGCCCUGCAAAGGGGGAGGGCCUGACCCAGAGUGGGGCUCAGCCAACACCCCCGUUCCUGGGGCUCCUGCUCCCCACUCCAGCUAAAGUGAACUCAUCACCCGUCUGCUGACUGCUCACUGCUGCUGCCACUUCCAGGGAAACCACUAGCAGCUGCCAAUUUAUUCUGAAUAAAUAAAUUAAUGCUACAGCUGAA
Molecule: messenger RNA, 671 nt
Organism: Carlito syrichta (Philippine tarsier)
Lineage: Eukaryota; Metazoa; Chordata; Mammalia; Primates; Tarsiidae
Gene: MSMP
Product: microseminoprotein, prostate associated
Exons: 3
Coding region: 143-562 (139 amino acids)
Source: RefSeq, a predicted model, not a curated record